Messenger RNA from Hevea brasiliensis (rubber tree), 1990 nucleotides. Its product is annotated as pectinesterase-like. Gene Ontology annotation, biological process: cell wall modification. NCBI's taxonomy places the organism in Eukaryota, Viridiplantae, Streptophyta, Magnoliopsida, Malpighiales, Euphorbiaceae. The record is from RefSeq and is a predicted model, not a curated record. Gene Ontology annotation, molecular function: pectinesterase activity; pectinesterase inhibitor activity. Bases 161 to 1816 code for a protein of 551 amino acids. The transcript has 2 exons.
AAAGCAUCACGUCUCUGCAUUUUAUCACUUCCCUUCGAUCUUUCGCCCUUUUACACUGGAAUAGAAUCAUCUGUUGCCAGGUUGAUUCUCGGGGCGAAAGAUUCGAAAGAGUGAAAAAAAAAAAAAAGAGAGAGAGAGAGAAGCCCAGAAAGAAAAAGAAAUGAUUGGAAAAAUUGUUGUUUCAGGGAUUUCCCUGAUUCUUGUCGUCGGUGUUGUCAUUGGAGUUAUAGCUGUUGUCAACCGGAGUGAUGGAACGCAAAGUACCAAUGACUUAUCACAAGAAAAGGCUGUUAUCCAAAUGUGCCAACCUACUAAUUACAAGGAGAGCUGCACCAAGGUUCUCAGUUCUGCCAACAGCACAGAUCCUAAGGAGCUAAUCAAGGCAGGCAUUUUAGCAAUCUCGGAUUCUUUGACAAAAUCCAUGAACUUGAGUGAGGAUCUUGUAGGAAAUGCGGGUAGUGAGCCCCGCACGAAACUUUCCCUAGAGGAUUGCAAGACAUUGUUGAAAAAUGCCUCUGAUGAGCUUCAGGAUACUCUUAAAAAGAUGAAUAACAGUGACAUGAAAAGCAUAGCUGAACACGCCGAUGAUUUUCGUAUCUGGUUGAGUUCUAUCAUCUCUUACCAGGAAUUGUGUGUUGAUGGAUUUGAGCAUGACAACAACAUUAAAUCUAAGGUGCAAAACAGUACGAACUAUGGCAAUGAACUAACAGAUAAUGUCCUGACCAUUCUUGGUGGGAUUUCAAACAUCCUACAAGACUUUGGGCUACAGUUUAACCUUCCUGCUAGCCAUUCUCGUCGGCUUCUCGGGGCUGACGGGUACCCAACCUGGUUAUCUGCUGCUGAUCGGAAGCUCUUGGCCGUUGACAACGCUGGCGGUCCCGCACCAAAUGCAGUGGUUGCUUUAGAUGGUACUGGGCAAUUCAAGUCCAUUAGUGAAGCUAUAAACUCAUACGCCAACGCCGGCAAUGGCAGAUAUGUUAUUUAUGUAAAGGCAGGAAUUUAUGACGAGGCCGUAGUGGUGCCAAAGACCCAUUCUAAUAUUCUCAUGUAUGGUGAUGGACCAGAGAAGACCAUUGUCACCGGAAAAAGGAGCUUCAACGGUGGUGUAAACACCUGGAACACUGCUUCCUUUGUGGUUGAAGCACCAGGUUUCAUUGCCAAGAACAUGGGAUUCGAGAACACCGCAGGUCCUGACGGUCAUCAGGCUGUUGCUAUCCGAGUUAACUCUGAUAUGUCAGUGUUCCACAACUGCAAGUUUGAUGGGUAUCAAGAUACAUUGUUGUACCAAGCCGGACGCCAAUUCUACCGCGAUUGUGUCAUUUCCGGCACCAUCGAUUUCAUCUUUGGCUACGGUGCAGCUGUGAUCCAAAACUCCGAGAUCAUUGCCAGGAUGCCUAAUCCCAGCCAAGUGAACACAGUGACAGCAGAUGGCAAGACCGAAAAGGGUCAAAACACUGGACUUGUCAUCCACAAUUGCAAGAUUGUCGCUGAGGCCGCGCUUUUCCCUCAGAGGCUCACUGUGAAGACAUACUUGGGCAGGCCAUGGAAAGAAUUCUCAACGACUGUAGUUAUGGAGUCAGAAUUGGGAGAUUUGAUUCAGCCUGAAGGAUGGUUGGAAUGGGUUGGAAAGCAAUUGUACUAUGCCGAGUAUGCCAAUACUGGACCCGGUGCCAAUACUGCUAAUAGGAUCAAGUGGACGACACUUCAUUUCCUUAACAGUAAUGAAGCUCAACAAUUCACCGCUGGAACAUUUCUUGCUGGUGCUGCUCAAUGGAUCAGAGACGCUGGUGUUCCUUUUUUUCUUGGGUUCCGAUGACAAAUCAAUACAGAGUCAGCAAUAAGUAGGGAGAGAGAACUCAUUAAUAUAGGAGAAGAAAAGAAAAUUUUAUAUUUCUAAGCCUCAAUUGUUUUCUGUUCUCUCAAAUUAACUUCAUUUCUUUCUUUCUCUUAAUUGUAUUGUUUUGUUUUAUUAUAAUUCUUUUUCCUGAUA